Mytilinidion resinicola is the source of this 2203-nucleotide messenger RNA. RefSeq lists its product as uncharacterized. The coding region runs from base 368 to 2023 and encodes 551 amino acids. NCBI's taxonomy places the organism in Eukaryota, Fungi, Ascomycota, Dothideomycetes, Mytilinidiales, Mytilinidiaceae. The transcript has 2 exons. The record is from RefSeq and is a predicted model, not a curated record.
GUCCAGCCUGAAUGAGCUCGAAUCUGAAAGCGAUGAUGAAAGAUGGCAGCCCAACGUUGACGAUAGAACCUCGUCUUAACACUCGCAGCUAUGGAAGAUCCUUCCCCCGGAGAGCCGGAGAGCAAGGGCAAGUCACCUGUUUUUUGCCUCGCCAUGAACCCUGCGACGGGACGACGGGACGACGCAUACGCGUUUUGCAUCGCCACAAAAUGCCUUCGAAUUCUUUCUUUCCCCCUUUCUCAAUACGGUCCUUGCCAUGUUUUCUUCCUUGUAUUCUUUGUAGUACUACUCAGUUCUCCAUCUCUUCAAGCUACGAACCUUCAAGCCUAGAAAUAUAUUUUUUACAUCAUCCUAUACUUGAGCCACAAUGUCAGCCGCGGAGCGGGUACUAACGGAUCCAAUAUUCGUCUUGAAGAUUCUCAAAACGCUGUCAUCAAUGAAAUACAAGGUGAAGAGACAAUUUGCCCCGGAGACCCCGGUGGAAUGGCUCGAAUUUCGCCCUACACUCGUUCCAAGCAUCCUCGUCUCUCGACUAUGGGCCAGCGAAGGUACUUCUGUGCUCUGGGAGAAUUAUCCCCAUCUUCUCGCCAUGGCUGAUAUGCCAUUGAAACGGAAACAAUAUUAUGCCAACAAGAUUCGCAAAGUAUUCAUCAUGAGUCCGCUGCCCGGGAGUCCUAUCUCCUUGGAACAUCUCAGGGAUCUGCAAUGGCCAUUGUUGGAGAGUUUGGAAAUGGACAUCAAUUUUGCGUGGCAUGGAGACCAGAUAAGAAGUAUGAUGGGUCCGAAUCUGAAACAUCUCGAACUCUCAGGAUACCAGAGUGAGGGGGCCGAGUAUUUCGGGCACUUCGUGCUACCUACGAUAUUUGGCCUCUGUACCUCCCUCGAAAGCAUCCGCUUUGGUCCGGCCCCCAUCGGCCCAGAAGACCGUCUUCCUUCAAGCUGGCUGGAAGAAAACAUGUACUCAGUCCCAAGCAUCACCUCCAUCGCCCUACGCACCACCCGCUUCACGUAUACCACACCCCUUUUCAUGCACCUCUCCGCCUACCCCAAUUUGGCAUCUUUAGAGGUCGAAAUUGAGCCUGGCACCGCCCUCCUCCCGUUUCUCUCCGAGCCUCCUGAACCAAUCUUCACCACUCUCACCUCUCUGAACACAAUGAUCUACCCUGAAGUAGCUCUGGCCCUUCUGCCACACCUCCACGCGCUUGAGAACUUGCAACUGGAUAUCUGCAGAGUCCCAGACCACCCCGCUGUAGCCUCUGACAUUGGAAUCCUCAACGAUCUCCUCAACACGCUCCCGAAUAUGCCUCAUCUAAAAACCCUCAAAAUCGGUAUCGGAGCGCUGUCUGAAGGUCUCCCAUCCCUCAUCCACCCUCUUAAACUCAGCGGAACCGCACUCAGAUCUCUACCCACGAACUGUCCAGACCUAACAGACAUCACCAUUUUCGCCGCUGAACCAGGCACAAUCGACGGGUCCUCCAUAUCUCCCUCCGACUUCUCCACCUUCUGCGCCGGCCUAAACCUAAGAAACCUCUCCUUAAAGCUACACCCCUCCACAACAAACCACCUCUCAGCCACCCUACUAUCCAGCCUAGGCCACUGUCCCCUUCUCACCACCCUCAAAGUCGGCGUUGUGCUCGACUUCACCCAAUUGUCCCUCGAAACUCCCACCUUCCCCAACCUCCUUGAACUCAGCUUCACGCCGCCAGAGUUUCUCGUACAAGACGAACCCACUGAAGACGAGGAAGCAUAUAUCCGCACAUUCGCCGCGGGACUUGAGACGUAUUUUCCCGAGCUCGAGAUCCUGGAGGCGUGGGGUGGGGAAGAAGAGGAUCUGGCGUAUGUGGAGCCGUUUGAGAACACGCUGGCGAGUGUGUGGGAAUUCUUGACGGGGCAGCCGCAGGAUCUGUGGGAUGAGGAUGAUUUGGAGGAGGGGGAGGAUGGGUAUGAGGAGGCGUUUGGGGAGGCGCUGCCAAUGCGGGUGGGGCAUGGCGGUACUUCUGAGGGGCUGUUGUUGGAGGUUUGAACUUGAGGGUGAUGGAUGGGAUAUGAAAUGAUAUAUUUUUUGGAAGCAAAAGGGUGGUUCUACAGGCUAUGGGGGUGCGCGGGUGCGUGAUGAAGGUAUAUAUGAUGAGUGGGUUUGGGAGUAUUUACGUUCAUAUAUACACAUGUAUUUUCAGUUCCCUCAAAUAUACAAUGAGAGUAC